GUAAACCAACAUGUUUUUAAUUUCCCUCACAUCAACCGCUUCACAAAGAUGACGACGGGCUAGCCCGACUUUAACAAGAAAACGCGGAUGUAUAUAAGUUAAAUAAAAUAUAAUCUUAAAUUACAUAGUAACACCAUAAUAUAAACCGCGCAAAGCAGCCCAUAUAAUGGCUGUCCGGGCCGGAGAGCGGCAUGCCGGGGGCAGAUUUAUAUGCUUCCUUAUUCUACUGAAUGUCGUGUUGUUCUCAGCUGGAGUUUCGGCGAAUCAAGAAGAAAAUAAAGUCGUUGUUGAAGAAAAGCCCGUAGAGCUCCAAAAGGCAUCCACCGGUCAUGCACCUGGCCCGGCAGUCAAUGUCGAUGAGCCCAGUCAAGGAAACCUGGGAUUCAUUCAUGCUUUCGUGGCAGCCAUUUCAGUUAUUAUUGUCUCGGAAUUGGGAGACAAGACAUUUUUCAUCGCAGCCAUCAUGGCCAUGCGCUACAAUCGCCUUACUGUUUUGGCGGGGGCCAUGUUGGCUCUGGGACUCAUGACGUGCCUGUCAGUCCUGUUCGGUUAUGCCACCACCAUUAUCCCAAGGAUCUAUACUUACUACAUAUCAACGGCACUGUUUGCCAUCUUUGGUAUUCGUAUGCUGAGAGAGGGGCUGAGGAUGAGUGCUGAUGAAGGUCAGGAGGAGCUGGAGGAGGUGCAGGCCGAGAUUAAAAAGAAAGACGAAGAGCUUCAACGCUAUAAGAUGGCAAAUGGCGCAUCUGAUGUGGAGGCAGGGGGAACAGCGACCAUGUUGCCUCAGAGGAAGUGGCACAGCGUGAUCUCACCCAUAUUCAUUCAGGCACUCACACUAACCUUCCUUGCCGAAUGGGGCGACCGCUCGCAGCUCGCUACCAUUGUGCUUGCUGCAAGAGAGGAUCCAUUUGGAGUAGCGGUUGGUGGUACACUGGGACACUGCCUGUGCACAGGACUGGCAGUUAUUGGUGGAAGGAUAGUUGCUCAAAAGAUCUCUGUCAGAACUGUUACAAUAAUUGGUGGGAUUGUGUUCCUGGCCUUUGCAUUUUCUGCCCUCUUUAUCAAGCCAGACACUGGAUUCUGAUAUUGAAGUGAAUUUUGGUUUCCUUUUGUACAUACAAUCACCACAGUACAGACCCAGAACAGCUGCUUCAAAGAGAGACUCUUCAAAGACUGAAUUGUGGAUGGUUUGGUUGUAUGUGUUUUGUGUGUGUGUAUGGUUGAAACCAUGGCUGAAUGAAAACAGUUUACGGCUCACCUCUCAAUGAGCAUUUCAGGUUUUUCAUUGUUUAAUCCCUCCUAGUUUCUUUUCAGCCAGACACUUUUCAGUUUUUAAACAUUCACCACAUUUCUACAGUAUGCCACACCUGCCAAUUUACCUGAACUUGCCAGAAGUAUAUAGGUCCUGGCACUUAGUAACAUUUUUAAUCAAUCAAGACUUUUUCUAAAGUGUUUUACACUGAUUGAACGGUGCAUUGUGGGUAAAUGGUGUCCCUUUUGGAUUUUAUUCAGGCCUGAUUCUCCUUCACUAUAAGAGUAGAUGUAAAACUAAGACAUAAAAAGCACCCCUCACCCUUCUCUAUGACAGCUUGUGCUGUCUAGCCAUCUAAAAGCGGAAAAUCUACCCCAUUGCACGGUGAUUUAAGCAUCAACAGUCACGAUUUCUUCAUCAAUUACAACUUGCACAUUUUAAAUGCUUUUUGCAUUUAAUCAAUAGUCAUACAGAUUUGUGUGAGAUUUGGCUAGUUUUAGACCCAUUAUCACUUGUGGCCUUUAAACCCCAGUUGUGAUAUUUAUAGGUCAUCGCUGUUUAAUCAUAAAUGCUCCUCCCUAUUUGCAUCAUAUGUUAAGGCAAGUCACGUUUUUCACAAAUUCCCUUGAUAAAAGCAUAUUGGCGUUCAUUUAAAAUCUGCUUGUCAAUGUUUAGUUCAUUUUAAGUCGUCCAUAGGUUUUAUUUAUUGGAUAAUGCUUUAUGAUGAAGUUAAAUAUGCUGACGUUAGUUAAUGCAUCAUGAACUAUCAAGGAGCAACAUUUUUGAUUUUGGUAUUAAUCUAGGUUAAUGUAGAUGUAUAUGUAGAAAUAGAAUGAAUAAGAUGAAUAAAUGCUGUACAGGUGUAGUUCAUUGAUAUUUUAUUGCAUUAGCUAAAGUUAACAAAUUGAACUUUGUUGUAAAGUGUCACUGUUUAUAUAUUACGAAGCACAGAUAUUUGAAUUUGUCUAGGCUGAAGUAUUUUCUGUUCCAAAAUCAAGACGGGCAUAUGCUGUUUUUGUAACAUUGACAUGGUGACUUUGUCAAUAUUUGACAGGAGAUGUUUAAUAUUGGAAGUAUGCUGAGCUAUCGGUGACAGAGGAAUUUAAUGUACCGUGAUUCCUGUAAAUAUUAAAUAAAUCUAAGUCUCA
Misgurnus anguillicaudatus (oriental weatherfish) is the source of this 2400-nucleotide messenger RNA. RefSeq names its product transmembrane protein 165 (gene tmem165). Gene Ontology annotation, biological process: Golgi calcium ion transport; manganese ion transmembrane transport; calcium ion transmembrane transport. The record is from RefSeq and is a predicted model, not a curated record. Gene Ontology annotation, cellular component: Golgi apparatus. NCBI's taxonomy places the organism in Eukaryota, Metazoa, Chordata, Actinopteri, Cypriniformes, Cobitidae. Gene Ontology annotation, molecular function: manganese ion transmembrane transporter activity; calcium ion transmembrane transporter activity.